CUUUUCCUCAAAGGUUAGAUAUUAAAAGCCACAAAAUCAAAAUCUGAACACUUCCAUAACAUCAGCAAUACCAGAAAUAACCAAAACACUCACACAUAACAUAAGCUUCACUUCAGAAAGAAGAUAGCUAGUCACUUCAUCAAUUAUGUGCGCAGUUACUUGUUCAAUCCUUGCUUCCUGGCCUUCUUUUUCUUCCUCUUCAUUCCCAUCUUCUUCUUCUUCUUCUUCUUCUUCUUCCAAAACCACCUUCACCAUAACCACAAACCCGAGCUCUAUUGCCUCAACAACCGUAGCAGCUACAGUCAAAGAUGUCUGGACCCGAACAACACCAUCGCCAUAUCACCGCCGUACCAGAACCCAACAGCAAAUGUUCCUAGACCACAGCAUCGACAUGGAUGAACUACUAGCCUCAAUCAGCUCCACCCAGAACGAGCAAGAGCUUCACGCUGUGAUGUCGCUCUACAACCAGAGACAGCUUUCCAUUCGCUUCAUGGUUUCCCUCCUCUCCCGCGAAACCGAUUGGCAGCGCGCAUUGGCUUUGCUCGAUUGGAUCAAUGAAAAGGCUCUUUACUCGCCCUCGGUGUUCGCCUACAAUGUUGUUCUUCGCAAUGUGCUGCGAGCGAAGCAGUGGCACCUUGCACACGGACUGUUUGAUGAAAUGCGCCAGAGAGGACUUGCCCCUGAUAGGUACACUUACUCCACGCUCAUUACCCAUUUUGGGAAACAUGGCUUGCUUGAUUCCUCUUUGUUCUGGCUGCAGCAGAUGGAGCAAGACAAUGUGUCUGGUGACCUUGUUUUGUAUAGUAAUUUGAUUGAGCUUUCGCGCAAGCUGGGUGAUUAUUCCAAGGCGAUUUCCAUUUUUGCCAGGUUGAAAGCGUCGUCUAUUGCCCCUGACCUCAUUGCUUAUAACUCUAUGAUUAAUGUGUUUGGAAAGGCUAAGCUCUUCCGUGAGGCUCGUCUUCUUCUACAAGAGAUGAGGGACAACGGUGUUUGCCCUGACACAGUUAGCUACUCUACGCUUCUUGCCAUUUAUGUAGACAAUGAGAGGUUUGUUGAGGCGCUUUCUGUUUUCUCUGAAAUGAAUGAUGCCAAAUGCCCGCUUGAUCUCACCACUUGCAAUAUUAUGAUUGAUGUUUAUGGUCAGCUUCACAUGGUCGAGGAAGGCGACCGCCUGUUCUGGAGCAUGAGGAAGAUGGGGAUUGAACCCAAUGUUGUUAGUUAUAAUACGCUCUUGAGGGUUUAUGGAGAGUCUGAGCUGUUCGGGGAAGCUAUCCAUCUGUUUCGUUUGAUGCAGAAGAAGGGUGUGCAACAGAAUGUUGUCACCUACAAUACUAUGAUUAAUAUUUACGGCAAGUCUCUUGAGCAUGAGAAGGCUACAAAUCUCAUUCAAGAAAUGCAGAAUAAUGGUAUUCAACCAAAUGCUAUCACCUAUUCAACUAUAAUAUCUAUCUGGGAGAAGGCAGGGAAACUGGACAGGGCAGCCAUGUUGUUUCAGAAAUUGAGGAGUUCAGGUGUUCAAAUUGAUCAGGUUCUGUACCAGACAAUGAUUGUAGCCUAUGAGAGGGCAGGUUUGGUUGCUCAUGCUAAGCGCCUUCUUCAUGAGCUCAAGCGACCUGACAACAUUCCCAGGGAAACUGCAAUCAUGGUGCUUGCUCGAGCCAGGAGAGUUGUAGAGGCUACAUGGGUUUUUCGGCAGGCUUUUGCUGCUGGAGAGGUAAACGAUAUAUCUGUGUUUGGGUGCAUGAUUAAUCUUUACUCGAGGAACAAAAAGUACACAAAUGUAGUUGAGGUGUUUGAGAAGAUGAGAGAAGUUGGAUACUUUCCUGAUUCCAAUGUUAUUGCCCUCGUGCUGAAUGCUUUUGGGAAGCUACGUGAGUUUGAGAAAGCAGAUGCUUUAUACAGUCAAAUGCAUGACGAAGGAUGUGUUUUUCCAGAUGAGGUUCAUUUCCAGAUGCUUAGUCUAUAUGGUGCAAGAAAGGAUUUCACAAUGGUGGAGUCAUUGUUUGAGAAGCUGGAUUCCAAUCCCAAUAUCAACAAGAAGGAGUUGCAUCUUGUUGUUUCCGGCAUUUAUGAAAGAGCAGAUAGACUUAAUGAUGCUUCUCGAAUCAUGAACAGGAUGAAUCACAAAGCAAUCGGAAAUCAUGAUCAUGCUUAGAAGCAUGCAUGUGACCUUUUGUGUAUAACUUGUGUGCUGUUUAUGAGUAUUGUUUUUCCCCUGUUCACCCAUAAAUGCUGUAUUCUGAAAACCUACCUCAAACCUACCUCAUUCCCAUUUAGUAUCCUCUGUAUAUAUGAUGUCAAGCAACAACACAGGUUCUGAAUAGCAACACCCUUGUGAAUAAUCUUACAGUGUUAUACAUCCAGGCUUAUGAGGGCUUUCUCUUUUUCCUGUGUCCUUCUGGGAAAAAAAUUAUUAAAAAUCGAGUCCCUAUUUUCUCUUUAGAGAAAGUUGAGCCGCUUCUGUUAAUAUGCUUCCUUAGUAUCUGCUGAGAAUUUCAACCGCAGAUGUAUUUGAAAACAGUCAAUAUCUGUUUCUCUUUGAAAAUCAACACUGUAUUGAGGAAGACUCUAAGAUGUUAUUAGUGUAACCCAGUUUAAAGCUUUGAUGUAUGUACGCUGUUGUCACUUGUCAGUGCUUUUGUGAGUCAGAACACUUGCCAUAUUUGAUUAAUUGUGAAUCUAGAGCCUUUUGCUAUACAUUACUAUAGGCUUUGUCUAGGGUGAACCAUCAGAUGAUACGGUUCAUCAAUUUUCCAUAAUUAAUUACAAUGAGAUUUAUUAAUUAAAAA
Lotus japonicus is the source of this 2789-nucleotide messenger RNA. Its product is annotated as pentatricopeptide repeat-containing protein At5g39980, chloroplastic. The coding region runs from base 146 to 2155 and encodes 669 amino acids. The record is from RefSeq and is a predicted model, not a curated record. Gene Ontology annotation, molecular function: protein binding. The transcript has a single exon. NCBI's taxonomy places the organism in Eukaryota, Viridiplantae, Streptophyta, Magnoliopsida, Fabales, Fabaceae.